UUGUAUCUAUUGUGUGACAAAAACCCAAUACCAAUGAAUGUAAACUUACCGGUGCUGUGGCUGUGGUUACUGACAAUCAUCUCAUUGAGUGUUGAGAGGGGACCAGACUUUUGCCAAUCGCUGGUCAACAACGACGACCGCAUUGACUACACGUAUGAAUACACUGUCAAACGGGGCAACGCUAUGGAGUAUAUCUCAUACCUGAUCGUUGGCCACAACUACUGGCCGUUGAGAUAUAAGGUGGACAACACCGGCGAAGGCAACCGGAUUAAGGCCGCAGUGAUGUUUGACGACCGGUUCAACGGCCAGACCAGCGACUCGUUUGGCGCCGAGUACUCCAUGACAUUCGCCGCACCGGUUAAUGGCACGGCUGCUGACGGGGCCGGCAGUCGGUUCUAUAUCUCGGCACUCGUGAAGAGUGACGGCACGGCCGCCGCUACCGUCAAAUGGGUCCGCUUUGACAGCAGUGGUUACCAACUCUCGCACAACAGCGACACUCAGUACAAGACAUCGUCGAUUGUCUUCGGCGACGACUUCCAGCCGACACUAACGGUUAAUAUGUACCUACAAGUGCUGAAAGAUGCGGCGGCCAGCGAUUCCGGGGCCGCCACUCCCGCCGCACUGUACGACACGUAUGAGUCGGUGUGUUUCGGCCAACAGUCGGAGCCGGCGGACCAUCAGUACGCCAAGACUUACCGGUGCUAUCGGUUUACGGACAGCUCAGGCGAUGGCACACAACUCGUCGCCGAAGACUAUACCCAGAAAGCCAUCGAAGGUCUGGAGCGUGAAAUGAAUGGCCAGAACAUAGCGUACGACUCGAGUGCCGGCGACUCUGUCCUCAGGACACUGAACAGCGAUCACAAGACAAUCGGUGUCUUUCGGUUCAAGCGAUUCAAUUGGCAUUCAGAUAAUGAGACCAUUUAUAUGUUUUUCUAUCUCAAAGAUCGGGUCAUCUCUUACUGUCCGACGCGAAGGAAUCUGUUUAUCAAAGAAUGUCCGUAUAGAGACUUCAAAGUACUCGUCAAUUGCAGCGAUUAUACACCAAUAGUGACCACAACUGCGGCCACAACCACCACAACCAUCACCGUUACUCAACCCAUUACUGGUGCCAACACUACCACAACAACCGACACCAAUACAGAUACCAAUACAACCGCUGCCGGAGGGGGAGCGCCAGAAGUAGGGGCUGAACAGUCACCGGCACAACCAUCAGGACCGGUGAAGACAACACCAAAGUCUGCGGCGGCGGUCAUCACCGGCGGUAUACAUGUGGGGGACGGCGAUACGAGCACAACACCGGUGCCAUCGGCUGAUGAUAUGAAGGGCACAGACGUGACGAUUGGUGUUGUAGUGAUCGGUCUGUUGGCGGUGUUGGCCAUAUCAGUGGUAUUGUCGGUGGUUUUUGGCGCCAGACAUUGUGCACAUCACGAACAGUCUGUGUCCGGCCGGUCGGUCACUACUGGUCGUAAAGUUGGCAAAAGCGAUGACGUUAUCAUCAAACCGAGUGCUCCGACAGCGGCUACUGAUGGCAAACCCAGUGGUGAUAAUAUCGGUGACGCGGAUGAGCACAAGAGUGGGCAACUCAGCGAUGAACAGAUACCCAUCCAAUCGCCGGCCACUACUGGUCGCCAAGCGAUGGCUCCCAUUGUAAAAGUCGAGAUUAGGUGUCAAUUGUGUGGUGAUGUCGUCGAACGCAUUAUUGUCCGCAAAUCACAUCCAACUGAUCCCGAAGAGCCACCGAAAGCCGUAUUCAACGCACGACCCGUUAAACUGGAUAUUCCUAUCGAUAUUUAUCGCGAAAAGCAAUUAUAA
Molecule: messenger RNA, 1812 nt
Organism: Medioppia subpectinata
Lineage: Eukaryota; Metazoa; Arthropoda; Arachnida; Sarcoptiformes; Oppiidae
Source: the annotation of a GenBank genome assembly